Sardina pilchardus (European sardine) is the source of this 1382-nucleotide messenger RNA. RefSeq names its product meiotic nuclear divisions 1 homolog (S. cerevisiae) (gene mnd1). The transcript is spliced from 8 exons. The coding region runs from base 1 to 627 and encodes 208 amino acids. Gene Ontology annotation, biological process: reciprocal meiotic recombination. Gene Ontology annotation, cellular component: nucleus. Lineage: Eukaryota; Metazoa; Chordata; Actinopteri; Clupeiformes; Clupeidae. The record is from RefSeq and is a predicted model, not a curated record. Gene Ontology annotation, molecular function: double-stranded DNA binding.
AUGAGACUUGACUCAAAGAAAAAGGGCCUAAGUCUGGAGGAGAAGCGCAGUCGCAUGAUGGAGAUCUUCUUUGAGACUAAAGAUGUGUAUCAGCUGAAGGACAUUGAGAAGAUCGCCCCAAAACAGAAAGGAAUCACGCCCAUGUCGGUGAAGGAUGUACUGCAGAGCUUGGUGGAUGACAACAUGGUGGACUGUGAGCGAGUGGGCACCUCUAACUACUACUGGGCAUUCCCCAGCAAAGCUGUGAAUGUGCGCAAGCGGAGGAUUGAUGAACUGGAGAAACAGCAUGAAGAAGGGAAACAAAAGAAGAUAGCCCUGCAGCAUGCUGUGGACAAAGCUAAAGUGGGACGCCCGGACACAGAGGAGAGGGCUGCCCUACACCAGGAGCUAAAGGACCUGAGAGAGCAGAAGGCCCAGCUGAAGGCCGAGCUGGAGAAGUACAGAGAGUGUGACCCGGAAGUCGUUGAGGGCAUGCGCAAAGAAAACAUUACUGCUAAAGAGGCUGUGUCUAGGUGGACAGAUAAUGUUUUCGCCAUUAAAUCGUGGGCCAAGAGAAAAUUUGCGUUUGAGGACAGCCGAAUUGACAAAGCAUUCGGAAUACCUGAGGACUUUGAUUACAUGGAUUAACCGCCAUUCGUCUUCUCUCCACAACCACGAGCCCAUCCACCUGAGUCCUGAGAGGAAACUUAGAGAUCAUCACUUACUAGAGACGCAACUCCACGAUGCCUUAACUCUGUUGUCGGCCUUGUCCCUCUUUUUCCGAGUUGCCACAGUAGAUCAUGCCCUGCCAUCUGAUGUGUGCAGUUGAGGGUCACAGCUGGAAAUGAGAUUAACGUGGAACUGGAGAAGGUGCUAUACCAACUCCUGGCUGCCCCCUGCCUCUCUGAUCCUUUCUCAGAUGGAACCUGACUGUUGGGACACCUGUUGGUGUGAAAAGCGAGCCUGUGCCCUGACGAGAAUGGAAAUACGGAAGACAGGCCUAUCUGGAUUUUGGUUUAUUGAAUGUUCCUCAAAAUGUAUGGAGGAAUGUCCAGAUGGGUUAAAUUGGUUGGGCAUUUUUGGAGGGAAAAUAAAAAGCAAAGCUACAGAGAUAAAGCACAAUGUCUGUGGUGCAAUGCCUCAAGGUGCGUUCUCAUUAGCAUUUACACAAGUAAAGGUCUGCUGCUGCUUGCUCCGUUUAAGAGUUUGAGAGUCAACAAGCCCCACCCAUUAUAGAUGGAUCAAACUAGCAUACAUUCUGUUUGACAUCUAAAUGAAUGCUGUAGUUAUGCCCCAUGACUGAAAUUCCAAUCUUCUUCAUGCUGAACAAAUAAGCAAUCAUUUUUGUAUUCAAUUUUUUUUGGUUCCGCUUAGUCUAAUAAAUGCAAUGUGUCUACAAUUGA